This is a messenger RNA of Magnolia sinica, 4691 nucleotides long. RefSeq names its product putative pentatricopeptide repeat-containing protein At1g68930. The coding region runs from base 220 to 4122 and encodes 1300 amino acids. Gene Ontology annotation, biological process: RNA modification. Gene Ontology annotation, molecular function: zinc ion binding; protein binding; RNA binding. The transcript has 13 exons. The record is from RefSeq and is a predicted model, not a curated record. NCBI's taxonomy places the organism in Eukaryota, Viridiplantae, Streptophyta, Magnoliopsida, Magnoliales, Magnoliaceae.
UAACAACACCCACCAACUUUCGUCCCGAUACCGCGCUCCUUAAUACAAGGCCAUUAAUUCCGGUAGUCCUUCGGAGAUCCUUCUUUCAGAGCUCUCCCAACCCAAGAGGGAGGAGGAGGGGAAGAAGCGUCAGCUGCGGGUGCACUGAAGCAAAUGCCGGACCACCAUUCCUAAUCUGACGAAUUCUCCGUCUCUCUUCUAGGGUUUGAAAUCCCGGCCAUGGAUCGAUCCACAAGCCCUAUAUUUGGAUCUUUUCGCCUCGCUUUCGUCCUCAUUCUUCUCGUCGUUGGAUCUGCUCAGGAGUUAGGGUUUGAGGAGACAGACAAUGAUAAUCAGUCUAACGAAUCUCGAUACUUGGAUCGGCGUAGCAAAAUUUCGCUGUCCACUCUGCAAAAUGAAGCUGCAAAUGAAAUUGAUGUUCGAGAUUUGGGCAUUAGGAACACAAUUUCUCGUGGAAAUUCAGAACCAGUUGGUCUUGGGAUUUUUGAUGCUUUCUUUACAAGUUUAUCAAUGAUCUUGGUUAGCGAGAUUGGUGAUGAGACCUUUAUAAUUGCUGCACUUAUGGCGAUGCGUCAUCCGAAGUCAAUUGUUCUGUCAGGCGCACUCUCUGCCCUCGUUAUAAUGACGGUGCUUUCAACUGGACUGGGUAGGAUUGUACCCAACUUGAUCUCGAGGAAGCACACAAACAGUGCAGCUACAGUUCUCUAUGCAUUUUUCGGGCUGCGGCUACUUUACAUUGCUUGGAGAUCAGAUUCAAAGACGUCACAGAAAAAGGAAAUGGAAGAAGUAGAAGAAAAACUGGAAGCUGGGCAGGGGAAAACAACAUUCCGCCGCUACUUUUCAAGAUUUUGCACACCGAUUUUUCUGGAGUCGUUUAUUUUAACAUUUCUGGCUGAAUGGGGGGAUCGAAGCCAGAUUGCCACGAUUGCAUUGGCUACUCACAAAAAUGCACUUGGAGUUGCUGUGGGGGCAACAGUGGGACACACCAUCUGCACGUCGAUCGCUGUGGUGGGUGGAAGCAUGCUUGCAUCAAAGAUCUCGCAAGGGACGGUGGCGGCUAUCGGGGGGCUUCUCUUCCUCUGUUUCUCCUUGUCCUCCUACUUCUAUCCUCCGAUGUGCUAUUUUUGGUUCCUAACCGAUUGCCAUGCAUUGCUUUGCUUGCUCCGUGUUUUUGGUUCUCUAGGGCAGGGCUCUUCUGCUGUUUUUGACUUGUGUUUUGGGGUCACAGGCUCUGGGUUCCUUGCAGCACAGCCUCAUGCUUGCGCUAAGCCAGAAGAGGAUUGUGAUAAACUUGAUCAGAGGGCGAUUAACACAAUGCAAUUGUACUUGGUCGACGAAGUCUUAUACAAUGUCAUUGAUGAGACGACCACCUCAGGAUUGUGGGUGAAGAUGGAGAGCAUCCAUAUGACGGAAUCUCUCUUCAAUCGUCUAUAUUUGAAGAGACAAUUUUAUAAUAUAAAGAUGACAAAAGGGUUGAAUAUCUUUGAGCACAUCAAUAUCUUCAAUAAACUGGUUUGUAAACUGAAAAGUGUGGAGGUGAAGAUCAAUGAAGAAGACAAAGCUCUAAUUUUGUUGACGUCUCUCCUGGUGUCCUACGAGUAUCUGGUGGAUAUUCCGUGCUAUGGUAGGUAUACCUUAGGCAUUGACAUCGUUAUUACAUCCAUUCAAUCGAAGCAAUUGGAAAGGAAUAUUGGAGGGGAAUGCCGCUCCGCACAUGCGCGCAGCAAACCACCAUACCGCAUGCCCCUACCAAAGCCGACCGUUGCUCUUGACGUUUUGAAAUUCCCGCGCCUUUUGUCCUCCUCCCGCCAAGCUCCUCUUCCAACAACAACAUUCUCAACAUCAUCAAUCAAACGCUUCCUAACAACCAUCAAACUCAACCCAAAUGACCAUCUCACUACUCUCAUCUUCCAAUCUUCCUACCACUCUCCAUCCUUUUCCGCCGAAAUCCCACAAGAAUCCUUCUUUCAUUUGCUCAGAAAUGCCGCGAAGACCGAGAAAACUCUUUCGGAAGUCCAAGUUCUACACUGUCGAGCAAUCAAGACCGGUUUCGAACAGAACCCGCAAGUGGGUAGCUGUCUUUCGAAUCUGUAUGUGAGAUGUAGGUGUUUGGAUCAUGCAGGCAAGCUGUUCGAUGGAAUUCCCAACAGAGAUGUGCGUGCUUGGACGGUUCAAAUCACAGGUUAUGCCCGUAUUGGUCUCUUUGGAAUGGCGGUGGAUCUCUUCUCUCGAAUGCAAACGGAAGGUGUUUUACCGAAUUGUUUCACUCUAUCUUGUGUUCUAAAGGGUUGUGCGGGUGCUAAUUUUCUCAAAACCGGGAAGGAAAUUCAUGGAUGGAUUUUGAGAAAUAGGAUUGGAUUAGAUGUCGUUUUAGAGAAUACAAUCAUUGACUUUUAUGUGAAAUGUGGUGUGUUCGAUUACGCAAGAAGAGUAUUUGAAAUGAUGGAUGAAAGGGAUACGGUGUCUUGGAAUAUUAUGAUAGGUGCCUAUUUACAAAUCGGAGACAUAGAGAGAUCGGUUGAAUUGUUUAAAAGAUUGCCCUUUCGGGAUGUUGCCAGCUGGAAUACGAUCAUGGUUGGGCAAAUGCGAAAUGGGUUUGUUAGGAUGGCAUUGGAGCUUCUUUAUCAGAUGGGUGAAAUUGGACCCAAGUUCAAUCAAUUCACAUUCUCCGUCGCUUUGGUACUGGUUUCUUCACUAUCCAUGUUGGGAUUAGGAAGACAGAUUCAUGGCCAUGUACUCCGAAUUGGGUUUGAGUCCGACUUGUUUAUAAGGAAUUCACUUAUUGAUAUGUAUUGCAAGUGUGGGAAAAUGGAAUACGCAACAGCUGUUUUCGAUAAAAUGUAUAAUUUGCAAAAUCCCACAAUAUUCCAUGAUGGAUUGACGGUGAAUGCCAUCACGUGGAGCUCCAUGAUUACUGGAUAUGUUCAAAAUGGUAGGUGUGAAGAUGCUCUCAAUCUCUUCUGCCAUAUGCUUCGGGAAGGCAUCUAUGUGGACCCAUUUACCCUCACAAGCAUAGCUUCGGCCUGUGCGGAUGCUGGAAUUUUAGAGCAAGGAAGGCAGAUCCAUGCCUCCAUUGAGAAACGCGGACACAGAUAUGAUGCUUUUCUGGCAUCUGCGAUCAUUGACAUGUAUGCUAAAUGUGGGAGCUUAGAUGACGCUCAAGCGAUUUUUUAUAGGGCAAGACCUAGUGAUCAGAGUGUUGUGUUGUGGACUGCGAUUGUAUCUGGUUGUGCUUUGCAUGGGCGAGGAAGGGAGGCCAUCCGUCUCUUCGAGCUGAUGUUGAAGGAAAACAUUCAGCCAAAUGAGAUAAGCUUUGUAGGCGUUUUAUCUGCGUGUAGCCAUGCGGGGCUGGUUGAAGAAGGCCAUGCAUAUUUCAAGUCAAUGCAAGAAGACUAUGGGAUAGUUCCUGAUGUGGAGCACUUCACUUGCAUGGUUGAUCUUCUCAGCCGAGCAGGCCGACUUGAUGAAGCAAAGGACUUCAUUCAUAAAAAUGGUAUCUCCCACUUGAAUGUUGUGUGGAGGGCAUUGUUAUCUGCUUGCCGAGUUCACAACAAUAUUGAGAUGGGGAAAUGGGCCUCUGAACAGCUGCUUCAACUUGAGCCAUUCGAUGCUGGUUCUUACAUUUUGUUAUCGAACAUCUACGCGACCACACAAAGAUGGGCCGAGGCAGCAAAAGUAAGGAGUUUGAUGCAAGUCAGAGGGGUUAAAAAGCAUCCGGGUCAGUCUUGGAUCCAACUGAAGAACCAAGUUCACACGUUCCUUGUGGGUGAUUGGUCCCACCCGCAAGCAGCUGAGCUUUAUUCUUACUUGGAAAAGCUGAUUGGGAGAAUGAAGGAAGUGGGGUAUUCGACCAAUACGAAUCUGGUUCUUCAUGAUGUAGAAGAAGAGCAAAGGGAAGUUCUUAUCAGUUACCACAGCGAGAAGCUUGCAGUUGCAUAUGGUAUCAUGAGCACGCCUUGUGGGACCCCUAUCCGUGUCAUGAAGAAUCUGCGUGUUUGUGGUGAUUGCCACACAGCCAUCAAGUACAUUUCUGAGGUUACAGAUCGGGAGAUCAUGCUUAGAGAUGCAUAUCGGUUUCAUCAUUUUAAGAACGGGAGCUGUUCUUGUAGAGAUUAUUGGUGAAAACAGCUGAAAUGUGCUUCUGGUGGAUUAGAAAGAAAAAUCUGGUGUUCUGUUUAAAAAGACUCAUGGCAUUUGUCGCUGAUGGCCCAUCGAUGAUGGGGACGUAUCACAGCAUGGUCAGAUGAUCCAGACUGAGCAUUUGGUGGGCCAUAUGAUUGAUGGACACUAUAAGUCACAUGAGUGGGACAAUUAUAGUCGCGAGGUUUUUUCCCAUUUAAUGUGGCGGUUAUCCAUUUCUGUUUUUAACCAUCUUUUCAGAGGCUGGUAAUUCGAUCGCUGGGACCAUCCCACCGAUACCAUAUUUGUGCAGUCAUCUAUUCAUUCAGGGUCAUUCGAUGGACGGUAAACAUCAUCUGUCCAAGCUAGCAAUGGGCCCAUCAUGGUUGGUGAAGUGAACAAACUCUCGAGUAAGGUUGAUAAUCUGUGAAAGGUCAGUCACUUCUCUCUGAAUGAACUUACCAAUGACUUAUAUUGAGGUAAUUAGCAAAUAGUGUCGAAGGAAAUUUCUCAAUAAAUAAGCCCAUGAAUGUAAAACUGUCUGUAUGAAAUUGGAGCUGGUUUUGAGGUGC